AGAAAUUAAAAAAAGUUUUACUAAAGCUUAUAGAGAAAAAACAGAUAUAAAAGAACUAAAGCUUGAAGAACAUCAAGGAGGUUUAGACAGUAAUGAAAUAUUAGAAGAAGGAAAAACACCACUUAAAAUAUUUAGAGAAAAUAAAAAUAAAAUUCCAUAUUGUAAAAAAGAAGCUUAUAAUUUUGGUAGAACACAUAAUGAUAAAGAAUCAACGCAGCGUGAUUG
Molecule: messenger RNA, 225 nt
Organism: Racocetra persica
Lineage: Eukaryota; Fungi; Glomeromycota; Glomeromycetes; Diversisporales; Gigasporaceae
Source: the annotation of a GenBank genome assembly